Molecule: messenger RNA, 1083 nt
Organism: Glarea lozoyensis ATCC 20868
Lineage: Eukaryota; Fungi; Ascomycota; Leotiomycetes; Helotiales; Helotiaceae
Exons: 2
Coding region: 1-1083 (360 amino acids)
Source: RefSeq, a predicted model, not a curated record
AUGUCGCACUCAAAACUCGAAAUCACAAUCUACUGCAUGGAAUCAGACCUCGUCGAAGCAACUCAAUUCGCCGAAUCCUUCUGGCAAUCCGGCCACCUCCACGCCUCGAAAUCGCAAUUCCAAACCCACCUCACCACCCCCCACACACCCAACUACGUCGCGGCCAUGAAAACAAUCAGCAACAUCCUAACAGAGAAACUCCCUGUUGAACUCACAACCUUCAUCUUCGAAGCCCUGAUCGCAGACCCAAGAGGGCCGGCGCACACUAUAAAUGUAACGCAUAUUUCUGUGAUCCCGCUCGAGACCGCCGAGACGCCGAUACGUAUCUAUGAUUCCACCGGACAGGCGCUCAAGGCACCAGCGCUGUUGCCGGAUUGGUUACUGAGAUUGCAUCAGAGUGAUCCCAGGACGGUGUGGGCGCCAGAUGCGAUUCCAAGACCACCCGAGCAGUUGGUGGUUGCGCUGUGGAUGACGGAUCGCGAGGGCAUGUUUGGGGAUGCGGUGUGGCCGGCGAAGGGGAGACGGGGGCCGACGGUGGGUAUGGCGGUGGGCAUGGAGAGGGGGGAACGGGUUUUGGAGGGGGAGGUUGCGAGGAGGUGUGCGAGGCAUUUGGAGGGGAAUGCGGUGGAUUAUUUGGGGAGGGGGGAGAGGGGGAGGAGGGUGUUUGACCCGUGGGCUGAGGUUGAUGAGGGUGGGGUCAGAGGGGAAUUCGAGGGGUAUGUUGAGGUUGGAAAAGGGGGGGAGGAUGAGGUGAGAGGGGUUUGUAGGGGGAUUAUGAGGGGGGUGGGGUGGGUUUGGAGGGAGCUGGAUGGGUUACGUCGGGAGGUGAGGCAGGAGGAGGCGAGGGACCUGGAGGUUGUCAAGAGUUGUGUGAGGGUCUUGAAAGGGUUCGAGGUUAUUGGAGAUUUAGAAUGGAAGAGCGAGGUACUAGAUAUAAUGGAUUUGCUUAGGGAGAACUCGGAGUUGGAUGGGACCGGUAUUUUCCAUGCUGUCGCGAAAAGAGUUGGAAGGGCGAGGUUGAAUUCGUAUAUAGAUGAGUGGACGAAGUUUGAGAGGAGACCGCUGCGGAUUCGGAGGGCUUGA